Molecule: messenger RNA, 686 nt
Organism: Plectropomus leopardus (leopard coralgrouper)
Lineage: Eukaryota; Metazoa; Chordata; Actinopteri; Perciformes; Serranidae
Source: RefSeq, a predicted model, not a curated record
GUAUAAUCCUUCUUUUCUGUAUGUUACAGGAGUCUGAAAUCAGAGAUUCACACUAUCAUGAUGACAAUCUUCUCUUCAGUGUGAUGAAUCUGCUUACAGCUGGGACAGAUACUACAGGAAGUACACUUCAGUGGUGCCUCCUUUACAUGGCUAAGUACCCUCAUUUUCAAGAUCAGGUCCAGGAGGAGCUGGACAGGGUGGUCGGGAGCCGUCAGGUUCAAAUAGAGGACAGGAAGAACCUGCCGUACACUGAUGCAGUCAUCCAUGAGUCACAAAGACUGGCCAACAUUGGCCCAUUGUCCAUUCCUCACAAAACCAGCCAAGAUGUCACCUUCCAGGACUACUUUAUCAAAGAGGGGACUACUGUGAUUCCUCUCCUUACCUCUGUCCUGUAUGAUGAGAGUGAAUGGGAGACGCCAUACACUUUCAACCCUUCACACUUCCUGAAUAAGGAGGGUAAAUUUACCAGACGAGAUGCAUUCAUGGCCUUUUCUGCAGGUCGCCGGGUGUGUCUUGGAGAAAGUCUGGCUAAGAUGGAGCUGUUCCUCUUCUUCACCUCCCUCCUUCAGCGCUUUCGUUUCACCCCUCCACCUGGAGUCACAGAAGAUGAACUGGAUCUCACACCAGUUUUGAGCUUCAUCCUAAACCCUUUACCUCAUGAGCUGUGUGCCAUCAGUCGCAAAUAA